Molecule: messenger RNA, 1329 nt
Organism: Chenopodium quinoa (quinoa)
Lineage: Eukaryota; Viridiplantae; Streptophyta; Magnoliopsida; Caryophyllales; Amaranthaceae
Product: protein FAR1-RELATED SEQUENCE 9-like
Exons: 3
Coding region: 1-1329 (442 amino acids)
Biological process (GO): regulation of DNA-templated transcription
Molecular function (GO): zinc ion binding
Source: RefSeq, a predicted model, not a curated record
AUGACUGAAAUUAAAGGGCAAGAGAUUGAGGCCAUGCAAGAAUUUGGACUAAGACCUAUGGAAUCCUUUAACUACAUGUCAAAUAAAGCUGGAAGAGAAGAUGCUAUUGGUCAUACAGUGAAAGACCACAUGUAUUAUUGUUAUAAACUGAAAAUAAAGGCCGUUGAAGGAGGAGAUUCUCAAGUAGUUUGUGACAAAUUACAUGAAGCUUAUUCUGAGGACCCUAACUUGUUUUUCAGAGUAAGGUUGGACGCGGAUGGAAUGACCAAGAUGCAGCCAUGGCAGCAGAAAUACCCAAGAUUUGGAGUUUUGAAGAGUGAUGACACAUUCAACUCUGCUUUCACGAAAUGCUUGAGUGGUUGUAUUAACGAAGCUGAGUUUGAAGUAUGUUGGGAUUCAAUGACGACAAAGUACAAACUGAAAAACGACAGUUGGUUCAAGAGGUUAUACUCACUAAAGCAUAAGUGGUCAACAUCUCUAAGUAAGGACUUUUUCUUCGCGGGAAUCUUGUCGUCACAGAGAAGUGAGAGCACAAAUCACGCAGUGAGAUACAAAGCAAACAAGAAGACAAGUUUGACAGAAUUCUACAACAUAUUUCAAAAGACAGUGAAGACUUGGAGAAGGAAUGAGGAUUUUUAUGAGUUCAAUAGCACAAAAUCAAUUCCUACUUCAAGUUAUCCGAUGUCUGCCUUACUUAAACAUGCUGCUGAUGUUUAUACACAUACAUUAUUCAGGGACUUUGAAGAAGAAUUCAACCGUGCCAUUGGAUCUCAAACUAAACUGCUAUUGAUUAAUGGAGGCAAAAUGGUUUACCAAGUGUACCUUGAAGGCAGAGAUUGCACAACUCAAGUAGUAACUUACGAUCAAGCAAACAAAACAAUUCAAUGUCCAUGCAAGAAUUUUGAAGAGUCGGGUUGGUUAUGCUUCCAUAGCCUUAGAAUCUUGCACAUGCAUUCUGUUGAAAAAAUCCCACAGAAAUACAUAUCUUUCAUAUGGACUAAAAUGGCUAAGGUUGAAGUUUGUAAAAGUAAGGAGACAGAGCAAAAGAAGAAGGGGACAUUAAACAACUUCACACCCUGGCGGCUACACAAGGUGAGGAAGUAUUAUAGUCUAAUCCUUAAGAGCCACAAGUUUGAACAAGUAAGGAAAGCCUUAGAAGAAAGCUUCACAAAAGAUUCAAGUGCAAUAGAUGAGAUUAUUUCUGCUAUGAACUCAACUAACAACCAUUUUGAGAACACUACAGGUGUAAAAGAGAAUUCAGAAGCAACUUCAUCUAGUGUUGUUCAAGUACUGGACCCAACUCAUGCAAAAACUAAAGGAAGACAAUAA